GAUGUCCGCAAAUAAAGCCUGUCUCACGUGUAAGUCAUUCUUGCCUCACCAUUGAUGCCCCCAAACAGCGCUCUGCCCAAAUCUUGGCACGCGUCUGCGCUUUUGGGGAGGGACUUUUGGCACCGGCGUCUGAAUACUUCACAGUCCGGAGAGAGAGUUCAUUUUACGACUGCUUUUACUGUAAGACACGGGACAAUAACAUCAAUUCAACUAUGUCUGGGACUACAGGCUCCUCUGGCACCGCUAAGAUGAAAAAGGACGAGUCAUUUCUGGGUAAAUUAGGGGGGACUCUGGUGCGCAAGAAGAAGUCUAAAGACGUGAGUGAUCUUCACGAGGAGGGGAAAAAUGCCAUCAACGCUCCCAUGUUGCCUUCAGGGACUGAGAUCCACCCAGAGGACACACUGCUGGAGGAGAAUGCAGAGAGGAUCAUGCUGGACCCCACCUCAAGAGAAAACCUGAAAUUUAAAGAUCUGGUUAAGGUGCUUAUCGACUGGAUCAACAGUGAGCUAGAGGAGGACAGGAUCAUCGUCAAAGACCUGGAGGAGGACUGUUAUGAUGGACAGGUGCUACAGAAACUCUUUGAGCAGUUGUCGGGUCGAAAGCUGAACGUGGCCGAGGUGACCCAGUCUGAGAUCGGGCAGAAGCAGAAGCUGACAACUGUUCUGGAGGCAGUGAACGAGCAGCUCCGCCCCCACGGAUGGACCAUCGAGUGGAGCGUCGACUCUAUUCAUUCAAAGAACAUUGUGGCAAUUGUGUACCUCCUUGUUGCCUUGGCGAUGCAUUACCAGGCUCCUAUCAGACUACCUGAACAUGUCUCAGUACAAGUGGUGGUGGUCAAGAAACAAGAGGGUAUCCUGCACACUGCUGUAGUGACCAAAGAGCUGACCAGUACCACAGAGAUGAUGCUGGGAAGAUUUGAGAGAGACGCUUUUGACACUCUGUUGGAUCAUGCACCCGACAAGCUCAACGUCGUUAAAACGUCUCUCAUUACCUUCGUGAACAAACAUUUGAACAAGCUGAACCUGGAGGUGACCGAGCUGGAGACUCAGUUUGCAGAUGGAGUCUACUUGAUAUUACUGAUGGGGCUGCUCGAAGACUACUUUGUCCCUUUGUACAACUUCUUUUUAACACCAGAGAACUUUGAACAGAAGGUUCACAAUGUCGCCUUUGCUUUUGAGCUUAUGCAAGAUGGAGGACUGAAGAAACCCAAAGCCAGACCAGAAGAUGUGGUCAACCUUAACCUCAAGUCCACCCUGAGAGUUCUGUACAACCUCUUCACCAACUACAAAAACACAGAAUGACUCUUCGCCUGAUAUCAUUGCAUUUGAACACUGCUUUGUGCCUAUAUAUAACUGCGUGUACAGUCUGGACACUGGGACAGCUGGGAGGACCUCUACUCAUUACUAUGUAUGAUUCAAAAUGACCCUUGGGAAGUAACUCAGGAUGUGGAUAUUUCAUCUCCUCCAAAUGUCACUAUUUAUUCUUUGCCGAAUGUUAACCGCGACCGAACAAACUCCGCAACCUUUCAGAGAGAAUUUGAAUAAGCAAGUGUCCCGGGAAAAUGCGGGAGGGCAGAAUACAAAACCAAAGGGUAAUAGACUGUUGAACCAAAUUUUGUUAUUUUGUUGGGUAAAUUUGGUUUUCAAAGGAUAAGGCGGCUGAUACUUCUCAUAUUUGUGCACACCGAAAAUUGAACUCAUAUUAUUACCGGUAUUUAGAAUUUCGGAAAACAAUGCAUUGAUAUUAUAGUUUUGUUGCAUAAUAAGCUAAAUAAUUGUAAAAAUACAUUUAUAUAUAGAGAAAUAUAUAUGUAGAAACAGAAUAGAAUAGAACAAAUAGAAUUUACAGAGUAAAUUAGAAAAGACAUUGUCUGAUGAACCAUGUAUUAAGUGUAUUUAUUGGUCAAAACUGCUUGGUGAAAACUUGCAUUCUUACUGUUAGUGGGGUCGCCUCUCCAAAGAUGUAACUUGACCUGCUGGUGCCACGAGUCCAUGGAGAUAAGUUUAAUGCCAUACGGUGUAACAUAGGUAACAAAGGUGACAUAGGUACUGUGUAAAACAGGCAACAUAGGCAAAGCAAUAACAUCUCCAUGGAAAAAGUAAGUGUGUAACUACACAAGCAUGUAAUUCCACUAGAAAACUUUUAUGCAGUGCAACUGUAAAAAAAACACCAUGGUAUGUCAUUUUUUAGCCAAAAACAGGCUGAAAUAAAAGCUUUUUUUUUUUUUUUUUUUUCAUUUUAUUGUGUUUAUUGCACUCAGACCUGACUCUUAUUUGACCUGGAGGAGGGUCUCCUUCUGCUGGUCUCUAUGGAAAUGUUCCUUUGGCUGUAAUUUUCCACAGUAUGGCAUAAACCGUAUAUAUCUCCAUGGAGAAUGUUCAGAGGUAUAUGAUCAAUAUACUAUGUUAUAAAAUUAUGUUGGUUAUCUAUGUGAUUAAAUCAAAUCAUUUUCGAAUUUUUUAAUUUAUAUUUUUCCACAUCCUCUUGAUUUAAUGCAGUGUUCAGGAGGUCCAUGUGUCUGACAUCUUUGCGGUAUCCAGGCAACUAAUGGAGACUGAUAUGGCUCUAUUCAAACAAGCCCCAUACAAUACAAACAAACUACUUAUACUUGCUCACUAUUGUUAAGUGCACCACAGCACACAACAGCACACAACACAGUGCAAUGUGGAAACAAUACAUGCACUGAAAAAGAGGCCAUUUCCUAAUCAAUGCUUUUUGAAAGAAUCUGUUUGGUGACGCUUUUCUGUAAUCAGGUCAAAAUGAUGUGAAGAAUUUGUGAUUAAUAAUUUGACUUAAUCUGUAAUAAUGAGUAGAAUUAAUUACAUAACAUUAUUUUGCAA
This is a messenger RNA of Boleophthalmus pectinirostris (great blue-spotted mudskipper), 2840 nucleotides long. It is a transcript of the gene parvb, whose product is annotated as parvin, beta. Gene Ontology annotation, molecular function: actin binding. Gene Ontology annotation, cellular component: actin cytoskeleton; lamellipodium; focal adhesion. Lineage: Eukaryota; Metazoa; Chordata; Actinopteri; Gobiiformes; Gobiidae. The transcript is spliced from 13 exons. The record is from RefSeq and is a predicted model, not a curated record. Gene Ontology annotation, biological process: actin cytoskeleton organization; lamellipodium assembly; substrate adhesion-dependent cell spreading. The coding region runs from base 213 to 1301 and encodes 362 amino acids.